UGCAUUCUGGAAUCAAAACACUACAAAACGCAAAGUCUGGAUCAUGGCAAUGUGCAAGUGAUGGCAGAUUAGUGGGGCAAAAUAAUGUCGAGGGUCACUAAGUGGAAGCUUGAGAAGAACAAAGUGAAAGUGGUUUUUCGGCUUCAAUUUCAUGCAACUCAUAUUCCACAGAGCGGAUGGGAUAAGUUAUUUAUAUCGUUCAUCCCAGCAGACUCAGGAAAGGCAACAGCAAAGACUACAAAAGCAAAUGUCAGAAAUGGAACAUGCAAGUGGGCUGAUCCUAUAUACGAAACUACAAGGCUUCUACAAGAUGCAAAAAGCAAACAAUAUGAUGAGAAGCUUUACAAGCUUGUUGUGGCCAUGGGUUCUUCACGUGCUAGCAUCCUUGGUGAGGCUAUUAUCAAUCUUGCUGAUUAUGCUGAUGCAUUGAAGCCUUCAGUUGUUGCAUUGCCUCUUCACGGAUGCAAUCAUGGAACAACAUUACAUGUUACUGUACAGCUGCUUACUUCUAAAACUGGAUUCAGAGAGUUUGAGCAGCAGAGGGAACUAAGUGAGAGGGGCUUGCAAACGGGUGAUAAGCACGAUGAGAGUAGUCCUGGAAAAGGAGCACAUUUGCAAGUGACUGCUAAUGAACAGAUGGAUAAGGAUGGUGCAAGGUUUAGACCCAGAUCAGAUGCUAGAGAGCUUUCUUCAGUGGAAGAAGAAAUGGGAAAUGAAGAGUAUGGAGACUCAACUGUUGGUUUUGAUGGCUCAUCUAAUACGUCAGAAAGCGUAUAUGCUGAGAGGCAUGACCCUGGCAGUGCACAUGAAAUUGAUAGUCUUAAGAGUACAAUUUCAGGUGAUAUGAAUGGUGUUACACAUUGUCAAAGCCCACAUACACAUAAACUGGAUACUUCUGAUAGUCGCAUCACGAUAGCUCCUGGAAGCAGUGAUUCGGUUCAGGGAUGGGGUUCAGACUUCUCGGUAGAUAAUGACUUGGCAACUGCUUAUGAGGAGAAUAACAGACUCAGAGGCAGUUUGGAAUUUGCUGAAUCAUCUUUUUUUGAGUUUAAGCUGGAAGUAAGAGCUUUGCAAAGCCAAGCUGAUGAAAUUGGUAUUGAAACACAAAAGUUCUCCCACAUACUUGCCACUGAGAUAUCGUCCUGUGAAGAAUUGGCAAGAGAGGUCUCUCUUCUGAAGUUGGAGUGUUGCAACUAUAAAAAUGACGUUGAAAGGCUUAGAAGUUUUAAAUUGAGCCCACAAAUUGUAACUGGUGGACAUGGCCAUAUUGAGCACUAUCACCUGCUUCAGGACAUACAAUUGCGCUGGACCAAGGGGAUCUUAGUUGUGGAGGACAUGAUAAGAGAACUUCAAAGCAAGAUAUAUCUUGGUUUCCAUGAAAGAGACUCAAGAUUCCUUCAUUCAGAGUUGGAGGCGCUGCUUGAUACCUUGCAAGAUCUCAAACAUGGAACAGGGGAAGCAAUAUCAUUGCUUAAUGCAGUAUUAGGAAAGAGGAAUGAUACGAAGGAGAUCAUAGAAACAUCUUUAUGCAGGAGUGAACAAUUUGCAUCUGGAGUUGGGUUUGAAGUAGAAGCUUCUGAACCUGAAAUAAUGCUCCGCAAUUUCAACAUUCCCCCACUUGUGUCUCAAGAAACUGAAUCCAUUGGUGCUAUUGAUGCUAUGAGAAAACAUAUUGUGGACCUUGUUAGAGAGUUAGAUGGGGCAAAAGUUGAAAAGGAAGGUCUUGCAAGAAAGAUGGGAGAAAUGGAGUGCUACUAUGAAGCUCUUAUCCAAGAGCUUGAGGAAAAUCAGAAGCAAAUGAUAGGAGAGUUGCAAACUCUCAGGAGUGAGCAUUCUACUUGCUUAUAUGAUAUUUCAACAACUAAAGCUGACUUGGAAUUGAUGCGCCAAGAUAUGAAUGAGCAGAUAUUACGGUUUGCAGAGGAGAGACGUGAGUGGGAUGCUCUUAAUAAGGAGCUUGAGAGAAGAGCUACUACCUCAGAUGCAGCACUUAGAAGAGCCCGCUUGAACUACUCUAUUGCAGUAGAUAAACUACAGAAGGAUCUUGAGCUGCUUUCUUCUCAGGUACUCUCCAUGUUUGAGACUAACGAGAAUAUCAUGAAGCAAGCUUUUUCAGAAACUUCUCAACCUUCUUUCCCAGGAUACCUGGAUGUAGUGCAAAAUUUUGAAGAAUCUGAUGCUUUAAAAGUCUGGCGCAGUCAGAAUCAAAAUAUGGGUGUGAGGAAACAACUGGGUGGAGAUGUCCUUCUAGAGGAUUUAAAAAGAUCACUCUGCUUUCAGGAAGAGCUCUAUCAAAAGGUCGAAGAAGAACUCAUGGAAAUGCAUUCUGAAAAUUUGCACUUGGAUAUAUUCUCAAGAACUCUACGGGAAACAGUGUCCGAGGCAAAUUCUGGCAUGAAAAUACUGAAAACAGGUAUAAAUGAAUUAAUGGAGAAGUUAAGGGUCUCAAAUGAGUCCAAGAAUCUGUUGAUUGUAAGGUUGCAAGCUGCAGUGGAUGAUGUUCACAGCCUGAAUGAGUACAAGACUAGUUGCGCUGCCAGAUUUAAUGAUUUGGCUGUGCAGAAUCAGAUUAUAGAAGCCAAGUUAGGAAGCAUGAUUGAGGAGAACUCACUGCUUUUAAAGAAGGUUGCAGAUCGGGAAGCAAUUGAGAUGGAAUGCAAAAGUAUUCAGCACCAAUAUGAGGCUUGUUUGGCUGAGAAAACAGAGCUGUCUAUUCUAUUGAAGCAGGAAGCUUUAGUAUCUAAUAAGCUUCAGAAUGAAAAGUCUCUUCUCAAUGAAGAGUUGGGAACUCUCAAAAUUGAAUUUUCUGAAUUGAAAUCUCUCAAGGAAAAUCUCCAGGAAACUGUCAGUUUUUUUCAAGGGAAAGUGGCUACUUUGUUGGCUUUUUAUAACAAACAUUUUACUGGGCUUUCUCUAUUAAGUGAUACUCAUUCUCUUGAUUCAAACACAAAGAGUUGCAGAGAUAUCAUCUUGCAAUUGGAAGAGAUACAGCACAAUGCUUGUAGCAAGAUUCAUCAACUAAUGGAAGAGAAUAGCAAUCUAGAAAAUGAGAGAGCAAGUGCUAUUGUGUCUUUGAGAGCUAUCAGAUCAGAGUUUCUGGCCAUGAAGCAGAAGUUCAAGGAUAAUAUACAACAUGCGGCGUUUAAGUUGGAUGCAUCUAGUGCUGCUGUUGAAAACCUUCAAUCUAAACUUGAAACUGUUUCUAAUAAGCUCCUUCGCAGCUCUCAAAUCGAAGAAAAAUAUGUAGAGCAACACAAAGAGCUUUUGGCUGAUCUUGCCACUUUGGAAGUUGAUAUUCAAAAUCUAAUAUCCAAAGAUGGGUGUCUGGUUAAAGAGAUACUAAACUUGGAUACUUUAGCUGGAGAGUUUGAAAGGAGCGAGUCGACUGUUGCUGAGCUAGUACAAGAGAAUCAGAACUUGUUUGUCUCAUUACAGGAUAAAACUGUGGAAUCUGCCAAGCUUGCAUCUGAAGUUAACUAUCUUAAAGAAAACUUGCAAAGUCUGCAAAACGAGUUGGAUACAGAGAGAGGGUUGAAAGACAAGUUAAAGAUUACAGUUGGAGAUCUUGCUGCUCAACUGAAUAAGGAACAAGACAAGUUGCAAGAGUUUUCCCAGCAAGAAGCUGAACUGGCAAACUUACGGCAGCUUGUUGCCAAUGUAGAGUUGCACAAAUCCAGACUUUGCCAUCUUUUGUCCGAGGGAGAUGAAAAGCUUAAAGCUCAGUCUUCUCAUCUGAUUGGUCUUGAAAGGCAGUUGUUGGAUAUGCAUGAGUAUGUAAUUGCUGCAGAUGUUAAUGCUGUGUUUCUUAUCAGCCUGUACAAGACCAGAAUUGCUGAGCUAAUACAAGAGAAGCAGAACUUGAUUUUUUCAUUACAGGAUAAAACUGUGGAAUCUUCCAAGCUGGCAUCUGAGUUUAACUGUCUUCAAGAAAACUUGCAAAGUCUGCAGAACGAGUUGGAUAUGGAAAGAGGGUUGAAAGACAAGUUAGGGAUUGCAGUUGGUGAUCUUGCUGCACAACUGAACAAGGAACAAGACAAGUUGCAAGAGUUUUCCCAGCAAAAAGCUGAACUGGUGAACUUGCGGCGGCUUGUUGCAGACUUAGAGUUGGACAAAUCCAGACUUUACCAUCUUUUGUCCAAGGGAGAUGAAAAACUUAAAGCUCAGACUUCUUGUUUGAUUGGUCUUGAAAGUCAGUUGUCAGAUAUGCAUGAGUAUUUAAUUGGUGCAGAUGUUAAGGCUGUGUUUCUAAUCAGCAUGUACAAGAUCAGAAUUCAGGAGCUUGAGCAGCAACUCAGAUCUUCAGAUCUGUGUUUUAGGGAGCUUCAGAAAAAGCAUUUUGAUCUGGAUGCAAUGUUGAAUUGCUCUCUUGCAAAUGAAUCUCGUUGCUCCAAAGAAAAUUCAAAUCUAGUGAAAGCUAUUGAAUCAGUAAGAUCUGAUUUUGAAGCCUCUGCAGUGCAGAAUAGAGUUCUGUCAGAUGCAAACAGAGAUAUCAUGGUUCAACUUGAAGAAUACAAGACAAAGCUGGCAAGUCUAGAGGUUAAAAUGUCUGAGGAUAAAGAUCAGCAUCUGAAUGAGGUGGAACAAUUGAAAGUGAAACUGGAAAUUGCUGAAGAAGAAAUGGUUAGUAUGACAUUAGCCAAGGAAGAACUGGAAAUCAGAAUUAUAUUCUUGAAACACAAACUAGAUGAGCAGCUCUCUUGUGCUACCUUGCUGGAACAAUGUAAAGAUGAGAAUCGUGAGCUUGCAAAUGAGCUGUCUCAACAGAUUCUGAAGACCGAGGAAUUCAGGAACUUAUCCAUCCAUCUGAAGGAGAUUAAUGAUAAUGCUGAUGCUGAUGGUUUGGAGGUUAGAAUGUCUGAGCAUGAAGAUCUGCAUGUGUUUGAUGUAGACCAAUUAAAGAGCAAGCUGCCAGAUGCAGAAGAAGAAACAGUUUCUUUGGCGUUGGCCAAGGAACAGUUGGAAAUCAUGAUGAUAGUCCUCAAGCACAAACUAGAUGAACAGCUUGCUUGCAUAAGUUUGCUGGAAGAGUAUGAAGAUAAGCUGAUGACCUUACGUUCCACAAAUACUGACCUUUCUAACAAGCUUUCUCACCAAAUUUUGAAAACUGAAGAAUUCAAAAACUUAUCCAUCCGUUUGAAGGAGCUCAAAAAUAAGGCUGAAGCUGAAUUGCUUCUUUCUCAUGAAAAACGAGAACCUCAAGGACCACCUGUUGCUAUACAAGAAUCGCUGCGCAUUGCCUUCAUCAAGGAGCAGUAUGAGACCAAGAACCAAGAGCUAAAGCAGCAGCUUGCUAUCUCCAAAAGGCAUGGAGAAGAGAUGCUUCUGAAAUUACAAGAUGCUGUGGAUGAGAUUGAAAGCAGGAAAAGGUCAGAAGCUUUGCACUCCAAAAGAAAUGAAGAACUGGCACUCAAACUUUUGGCACUUGACGCUGAAUUGCAGUCCGUACUUUCUGAAAACCGUGAAAAACUCAAGGCCUGUGACCGAAUGAAGGCAGAGUUGGAAUGUGCACUACUAAGUCUUGAAUGUUGCAAAGAAGAAAAGGAAAAACUUCUGAUGUCUAUGCAUGAAUGUGAGAAGGAGAAGUCAAGUGUUGCUGCUGAACUUUCGUUGACAAAAGGAAAACCGGAGAAUGUCGCAUUUUCUGUAGUUACUUGUAAGGAAGAAACUGAAGGAGUAGAUAAAGUGCAGCUUUUGCUUGAUGAGUCAACUGGAAAUUGUUUUCCUAAUGCUGUUGACCCUGAUAAUUUGAUUGAUGGGGAACAGGUAGAAGAUGCAAACACAAUUGUAGUUUGUGAAACUGAAGAUUCGAAUUUGGCUCUAAAUGCACAAAUCCUCAAGGAUGAUGCUGUAUAUAAAGUCAUGCAUGAAACUCCUAGACAUGCACUUCUUGAAAGAGAGUUGCAGCAAAGCCAUGUAAAGCAAAACAGCUAUUAUCUUUGUACCGAUAGCUUGCAGUCCAGCAUUAACCACCUACAUGAACAGCUCGAAAGGAUGAAAAAUGAGAAUUCCCUCUUUACCAAUGAUCUCCAUAUUGACUCAGAUUGCCAAAAUUUACGGAGUGAGCUUAUGUGUUUGGACAAGGCCAAUGAAGAACUCAGAAGCAUAUUCCCCUUGUACAAUGAAAUUUCAAAUACUGGUAAUGCAUUGGAAAGGGUGCUUGCAUUGGAGAUGGAGCUUGCCGAAGCAUUGAGGGCAAAGCAUCAAUCCAAGAGUCAUUUCCAAAGUUCCUUCCUAAAGCAACACAGUGAUGAAGAAGCUGUUCUAAAGAGCUUCAGAGACAUCAAUGAGUUGAUUCAAGAAAUGUUGGAAGUAAAAGGAAGAUAUGCAGCUGUGGAGUCUGAAUUGAAAGAAAUGCAUGAACGUUACUCCCAACUGAGCCUUCAGUUUGCUGAGGUUGAGGGUGAUAGGCAGAAACUCAAGAUGACACUCAAGAACAUGCGCGCAUCCAGAAGACUGAUGCACCCAAAUCGAUCUUCAUCAGCCCUUAACGCUGAUCUUUCUUCCUAAGAACAGGUGUAUAUCAUUGCUUCAAGUGCCUUGAAGAUGUAUGUUUGUGAAAACCAGGAAGCUUUCCUUGAGAGUUUCCCUGGAGAAUAAGUUCAGACAGUAGGUGGCAACCAGAAGCUAAAUAGCAAUGUUGUUUUGUGUACAUAAACACUUGUAAUCAAAUUUUGUCCGGCUUAAAUUACAGGUGUAGAUUUCUGUAAUGCUAGGUAUUUCUCUUCGCUCCACCUUUUUCUGUACUUUGUAACUUACAAACAAAUCGUAAUUUCUUAUGUAUAGUAAAUUACUACAUUUCUCUUU
Messenger RNA from Coffea eugenioides, 6804 nucleotides. Its product is annotated as putative leucine-rich repeat-containing protein DDB_G0290503. The record is from RefSeq and is a predicted model, not a curated record. Bases 85 to 6507 code for a protein of 2140 amino acids. NCBI's taxonomy places the organism in Eukaryota, Viridiplantae, Streptophyta, Magnoliopsida, Gentianales, Rubiaceae. The transcript is spliced from 10 exons.